Messenger RNA from Cotesia congregata, 675 nucleotides. NCBI's taxonomy places the organism in Eukaryota, Metazoa, Arthropoda, Insecta, Hymenoptera, Braconidae. The record is from the annotation of a GenBank genome assembly.
AUGAAGAUGGUAGACAAGAUUGAAAUGAGCUUGGACGAUAUUAUCAAGCAAAAUAAAGGAGGAAGAUCGCGUGGCGCGGCUAGACGAGGCCGAGGAUCCGCCGGCAGUUUACGACGAAUUCCUCGUGGUUCACCAAGAGCUGGUGGUGGAGUUAUGCGAGGCCGUAACCGUGGAGGAAUUUCAAGAGCUGCUGCUUCUUACACACGAGGUGAUGUAAAUAGUGCCUGGAAACAUGAUAUGUUCGAGGGCGUCAAAAAAGUUGGCCGAGGUUCAAUCGGCAGCACAGGAACUACCAAACUUCUUGUCUCUAACCUUGAUUUUGGAGUAUCGGAUUCUGAUAUUCAGCGAAGAGCCGAUGCAAUCAAAGCUAUGAAGCAGUACAAUGGUGUACCUUUAGAUGGUCGUGAAAUGAAUAUUCAAGUUGCUACAUCUGAAUUACCUGUAACAACGUCUAUCCGUGGCUCAUCCAGACUUGCUGGAAAUACUUUUUCUCAGAGGCCAACGACGAAUCGAUUCAGAGGGGCACGUGGAGCUAGUGCACCAAGAGGUCGUGGUGGUCCAGGUGGAAGACGAGGAGGUAGUGGACGUGGAGGAAGUGCUAGAACACCAGCUAAAACUCCAACAGCCGAAGAAUUGGACGCUGAAUUGGAAGCUUACGUAAAAGAAGUCAAGUAG